AUGAAAACCCGAACGCCAAAGUCGAACUUGGUAGAGGUGGACCAGAUCCCAUCCGAAAUUCCGCCGCCCAUCUCAAGCAAACCCGCCAUCGCGAAAGCCCAAAAGGCGAUAUCGAGCGUCCUCAAACGACCCUCCCCGACGUUCGGAAAGUUCCUAGAUCUACCCAUCGAGAUCCGCCUGAAGAUAUGGGAGGAAUCACUUAUCCCGCGAGUUCACGAACUGCAUCCAUGCGCGAAGCUCUACAAUGACCGAAUGACAUUCCGCUCCAACAGCAGCCAAACUCCGGCAAUAUUCCACAUCUGCCACGAAUCCCGACAGCUGGCGAUGAAGAAAUACCAGCUGAUGGAAUAUGAGCCGUCGCGGGGAACAUCAGGCAAGGGCAUCCUACGAUUUUAUUUCUGCCCGGCGCUGGAUACACUGUUGCUCAACAGCCUAAUGGGGCUCUUCAUGAUGUUCGUCCUUCUAGAGGAAGAGACUAGUUACUCCGGGACGAUGAAGGGAUGGCAGACAGUAGCAUUCGAUGCCGAGCGCGCCCAGCUCAUUACACUGCUCUCCGGCAUCCAUGGCCACGCCCCCCAACCGCGCAUGAAGGAGGUGUUCCCGUCCCUCAAAAACCUCAUCAUCGCAUUUGACUACACCAGCAGAGGUAAGACACGCUUCCGCACAUCCGUGUGGCCGGGGGAGAAUGGUACCUCUUUAAUUACAAUUCCCUGGCCGGAAAUUGAUUCGAGGGAGUUCGAUACUAUAUUCCAGCCGAUGAGGGAAUAUUUGGAGAAUGAUUAUGAGAAGGGGAAGGUCCCGGAGAUACAGGUUUCGAAGGUUAAGCGGAAGGCGUAUAUCAGGGGGGAUAUUAGAUAUGCGUUUCGGAAGAGCUGUGCUUUUUUCGGGAUGAGACCCAGGGGCGUGUUCAGGAGGAUAUGA
This is a messenger RNA of Venustampulla echinocandica, 921 nucleotides long. RefSeq lists its product as uncharacterized. The transcript has a single exon. The record is from RefSeq and is a predicted model, not a curated record. Lineage: Eukaryota; Fungi; Ascomycota; Leotiomycetes; Helotiales; Pleuroascaceae. The coding region runs from base 1 to 921 and encodes 306 amino acids.